AUGGGUUCCAGAAAACCCCCUAACCAGGAAAUGGUUCAGGUCGAUUCUAGCGACAAAAGCACCUCUCCCUUUUGGCGUAACAGACCAAGCAAUCCUAGGAAUGUAUCCUCAAAGGCUGCGGACCCCGAUAUGGUCGUUGGUGCAUCAUAUUCGCAUACGGAUAUUCUGAAGUUUGAUUCCUUAUCCCUAACGCCUUCGAAUUCGAGACCCCACACACCUCCGUCUCUGUCCAGGGGCAACACUCGUAAUACGUCGACUCCGCCUCCAAGAUCCAACUCUGCUCUUUCUUCGCCCCCAAAACGACCCACUUAUCCUCAACUCCUGUCACAGACCAACAGUGACUGGAGCGCGGGUCAUGAGAACUAUGACGAAGAUGAAGAUGAUGUUGAACGCUACUUCUACAAUGACAAUGCAGACGAGGAUGAAUUUGGAUUGCCAAGUAUAUCGAGUAUGCGGAGAGAAGCAAAGAAAAGGAUACCCAAUAAGAAGACCAAUGAUCCUGGCGGAGGCUCUGGCAAGGGUAGCAAUGGCAUGAACUCGAUGCUGACACCUGAGCGGCUACCUGGACGAGCAAGAGCAAACAGCUCGGACAUUGCUGAAGAACGAGGGGCUCCUAUCUAUCCUACAGCAAAGCAAAACGAAGGAAAGAUAUUGAGGCCCCAAUACAAAGACAUCCUACGCGAUCCUGCAAACUCUCUCCACCUGAUCAAUCACCCUCCGCUUCCUCAAAAUGCAACUCCCAAAGAAGCGGGAGCCCACUCUACCCGAAUAUCUCGUAUCAACAAGUUCAAGCGGAUCCUUCAAGCAAGCUCCAUCCCACUCUCCGAUCUUCGAGACUCGUCUUGGUCUGGCAUACCCGAAGAGGUGCGCGCCAUGUCAUGGCAGCUUCUUCUCGGUUACCUUCCAACAAGCAGUGAACGGCGUGUUGCAACCCUUGAGCGCAAGCGAAAGGCCUACCUGGACGGCGUGCGGCAGGCUUUCGAACGAGGUGGUAGCGCCCCCAAUGCAUCCAAUGGGCGGACUUCUACGACUAGUCAAGCGCGGAUUCGCGGUCUCGACGAAGCGUUGUGGCAUCAAAUCUCAAUAGACGUACCCCGAACAAGCCCUCAUCUACAACUCUACAGCUACGAAGCAACCCAGCGCUCUCUCGAACGCAUCCUCUACGUCUGGGCAAUCCGCCAUCCAGCCAGCGGCUACGUGCAAGGGAUCAAUGACCUCGUCACACCCUUCUGGCAGGUCUUUCUUGGCAGCUACAUUACUGACAAUAAUGUUGAAAGCGGCAUGGAUCCCGGGCAGCUUCCGAAGCCGGUCUUAGACGCCGUGGAGGCGGAUUCUUUCUGGUGCCUUACGAAAUUGCUCGACGGUAUACAAGAUAACUACAUAUACGCUCAGCCAGGGAUCGUGCGGCAGGUCAACGCACUUCGCGACUUGACCACACGCAUUGAUGCAGGCCUAGCGAAGCACCUUGAGAGCGAGGGCGUGGAAUUCAUGCAGUUUAGCUUUCGAUGGAUGAACUGUCUACUAAUGCGCGAGGUGUCUGUGAGAAACACUAUCCGAAUGUGGGACACCUAUAUGGCUGAAGAGCAAGGAUUUUCGGAUUUCCAUCUAUAUGUAUGUGCGGCUUUUUUGGUGAAAUGGUCUGAGCAGCUUGUGAAGAUGGAUUUCCAGGAGACCAUGAUGUUCUUGCAAGCUUUGCCGACCCGAGACUGGACCGAGAAAGAUAUCGAGUUGCUGCUCAGCGAGGCGUUUAUAUGGCAGAGCUUAUUCCGAGGCUCGAGUGCCCAUUUGAGAAAUUCGAGUGGCGUCACAUAG
Molecule: messenger RNA, 1812 nt
Organism: Letharia lupina
Lineage: Eukaryota; Fungi; Ascomycota; Lecanoromycetes; Lecanorales; Parmeliaceae
Exons: 7
Coding region: 1-1812 (603 amino acids)
Biological process (GO): activation of GTPase activity
Cellular component (GO): Golgi apparatus
Molecular function (GO): GTPase activator activity
Source: RefSeq, a predicted model, not a curated record